CGCCCCCUGAAGGAAAUGUCUGACACUCAUCACAGCAGCCCUCUCCUGACAGAGCCUCUUUCCAGCAGAUACAAACUGUAUGAGUCAGAGUUUACCAGCCCUAGCUGGCCCUCAAGCCCCCAGGAUACACACCCAGCCCUGCCCCUCCUGGAAAUGCCUGAAGAAAAGGAUCUCCGGUCAUCCAAUGAAGACAGCCAUAUUGUGAAAAUGGAAAAACUCAAUGAAAGGAGUAAAAGGAGAGAAAGCGGGGCAGCUCAUCGGGGCUCUACAGGCUUGGGGGGCAUCAGCCUCUUCCAAGCAGUGGGAUACCUCACAGGGGACAUGAAGGAGUGCAGGAGCUGGCUGAAAGAUAAGCCACUGGCCCUCCAGGUUACAGACUGGGUCCUGAGAGGCACUGCUCAGGUAAUGUUUGUCAACAACCCUCUCAGCGGACUCAUCAUCUUCAUAGGGCUUCUGAUCCAGAAUCCCUGGUGGACGAUUGCUGGGGUGUUGGGGGCAGUGGUCUCAACCUUAACUGCCCUCGCCUUGAACCAGGACAGGUCUGCCAUCGCCUCAGGCCUCCACGGGUACAACGGAAUGCUGGUCGGACUACUGAUCGCUGUGUUCUCUGAGAAGUUAGACUAUUACUGGUGGCUUCUGUUUCCUGUGACCUUCACAGCCAUGACCUGCCCAGUUCUUUCCAGUGCCUUGAAUUCCAUCUUCAGCAAGUGGGACCUUCCUGUCUUCACGCUGCCCUUCAACAUUGCUAUGACCCUGUACCUGGCAGCCACCGGCCACUACAACCUCUUCUUCCCCACAACACUGGUGGAGCCUGUGUCUUCAGUGCCCAAUAUCACCUGGACAGAGAUGGAGAUGCCCUUGCUGCUACAAGCCAUCCCCAUCGGGGUUGGCCAGGUGUAUGGCUGUGACAAUCCCUGGACAGGCGGUGUGUUCCUGGUGGCUCUGUUCAUCUCCUCGCCACUCAUCUGCUUGCAUGCAGCCAUUGGCUCAAUUGUGGGGAUGCUAGCAGCCCUGACGGUGGCCACGCCCUUCGAGACCAUCUACAUGGGCCUCUGGAGCUACAACUGUGUCCUCUCCUGCAUCGCCAUAGGGGGCAUGUUCUACGCCCUCACCUGGCAGACGCACCUGCUGGCCCUCGUCUGUGCCCUGUUCUGUGCAUACAUGGGAGCAGCCCUGUCCAACAUAAUGUCCGUGAUUGGUGUGCCGUCAGGCACCUGGGCCUUCUGCCUCUCCACCCUCAUCUUCCUGCUCCUGACAACCAACAACCCUGCCAUCUAUAAGCUCCCACUCAGCAAAGUCACCUACCCAGAGGCCAACCGCAUCUACUACCUGACAGUGAAGAACAUUGAAGAAGAGAAGUCCCCCAGCGGUGUUGGUGGGGAGCAGCCAGCCACAACAAGCCCAAGGGCCGAUGAGGGCUCAGAAGCCGUGCCCCCCAAGCCCAGGAGCGUGUUCCACAUCGAGUGGUCAUCCAUUCGGAGAAGGAGCAAAGUGUUUGGAAAAGGCGAACACCAGGAGAGGCAAACCAAAGACCCUUUUCCUUAUCAGUACCGGAAGCCCACGGUUGAAUUGCUGGAUCUAGACACCAUGGAGGAGAACACUGAGAUAAAGGUGGAAGCGAACGUUUCCAAGACUUCCUGGAUUCAGAGUCACAUGGCCGCCAGUGGGAAGAGGGUCAGCAGAGCCCUCAGCUACAUCACAGGGGAGAUGAAGGAGUGUGGUGAGGGUCUUAAAGACAAAUCCCCAGUGUUCCAGUUCCUUGACUGGGUCCUCCGGGGCACGUCACAGGUGAUGUUUGUGAACAACCCCCUCAGUGGCAUCCUCAUCGUCCUUGGCCUCUUCAUCCAGAACCCCUGGUGGGCCAUCUCCGGCUGCUUGGGAACUGUUGUGUCCACUUUGACAGCCCUCAUCCUGAGCCAGGACAGGUCCGCCAUCGCAGCAGGACUUCAUGGCUACAACGGGGUGCUGGUGGGGCUGCUGAUGGCUGUGUUCUCAGAAAAGGGCAACUACUACUGGUGGCUUCUGUUCCCUGUCAUCAUUAUGUCCAUGUCUUGCCCCAUCCUCUCCAGUGCCCUGGGCACCAUCUUCAGCAAGUGGGACCUCCCCAUCUUCACGCUGCCCUUCAACAUCGCUGUGACCCUGUACCUGGCAGCCACCGGCCACUACAACCUCUUCUUCCCCACGAUGCUGCUGCAGCCUCCAUCCUCCAUGCCCAACAUCACCUGGUCAGAGGUCCAAGUGCCCUUGCUCUUGAGAGCCAUCCCUGUUGGAGUCGGCCAGGUGUAUGGCUGUGACAACCCCUGGACUGGAGGCAUUUUCCUCAUAGCUCUGUUCAUAUCUUCACCUCUCAUUUGCCUACACGCUGCGAUCGGCUCCACCAUGGGGAUGUUGGCAGCCCUCACUAUUGCAACGCCCUUGGACUCCAUCUACUUCGGCCUGUGUGGCUUCAACAGCACGCUGGCCUGCAUUGCCAUCGGAGGCAUGUUCUACGUCAUCACCUGGCAGACCCACUUCCUGGCCAUCGCCUGUGCACUGUUUGCGGCCUACCUGGGUGCUGCGCUGGCUAACAUGCUGUCCGUGUUUGGACUGCCACCAUGCACCUGGCCCUUUUGCCUCUCAGCACUCACCUUCCUGCUCCUGACGACCAACAACCCUGCCAUCUACAAGCUUCCACUCAGCAAAGUUACCUACCCAGAGGCCAAUCGCAUCUACUACCUAUCCCAGGAGAAAAACAGAAGAGCAUCAACCAUAACAAAGUACCAGGCCUAUGAUGUCUCAUAG
This is a messenger RNA of Prionailurus viverrinus (fishing cat), 2781 nucleotides long. It is a transcript of the gene SLC14A2, whose product is annotated as solute carrier family 14 member 2. NCBI's taxonomy places the organism in Eukaryota, Metazoa, Chordata, Mammalia, Carnivora, Felidae. The coding region runs from base 16 to 2781 and encodes 921 amino acids. Gene Ontology annotation, biological process: urea transmembrane transport. The transcript is spliced from 19 exons. Gene Ontology annotation, cellular component: membrane. Gene Ontology annotation, molecular function: urea transmembrane transporter activity. The record is from RefSeq and is a predicted model, not a curated record.